GAUGCUUGUUCUGCUACAGUCGACAGGCCAGAAGAAGGGCAUUGAUGCAUCAUAUCAAGGUAGAAAGAUAAUGAUAUGAAGACUCGUACGAAAACUAUAAAAAGGGGGUAGUCAUGAUCUUUCUCCAGCUUCAUUUUACCUCCUUUGUUCACCACCAAGCAUCAUCGUCCAGUCCAGUCCAGCCUUUUUCACAAGCAAAAAACCCCUCCACCCCCCCAAACAAAAUGCAGUUCUCCAUCAUCUCCAUCAUCACCCUCCUGGCCACCGUCGCCUCCGCGGCCCCCGUGGUCGAGGACGUGCAGGUCAUGCGCACCGUCGACGCCAGGGACACGAGCGUCUCGGCCGGCAGCAAGCUGGUGGCGCGCCAAGGCUCCAACGACCUGUCCGCCCUCGACAUCUUUGCGUCGGGCAGCUGCAACAACUACCAGACCACCGUCUUUGUCUCCAUCCCCGGCGGCGGCCCCGGUUCGAGCAACGGAAAGUGCUUCACCCUCGGGUCGAACGCUAGCGUCCGGACUACAUUUUUGAGGGGCAGCUGCACCUUGACCGUCUACACCGACAGCAACUGCAGCAACGGUGCGACUGCCUCGCGUGUGGGCACCUGCCUCACUCGCAACUGGAAGUCCUUCUCGGUUGACAACUGCUCUUAAGCGGUUCGAUACUCGUCCAAGGGAGAAGAGGGGCGAACAACAGAAAUCGGGGUUUUCAGGAGUCAGUGUCAAAAAGGCCAUUUAUAGAUUGGCAAGACGGAGUCUCCAAGGAGGUGGGGUGAGAGUGUUCUCUUCCUUGGCUUCUUACUGUUCUCUUUAUUUCAUCUCUAUCUUCUUAAUUUCCUUGUGUCAUGAACAUCUCGUACGAAGGCAAGGAGGCCUACCAUUCAAUUCUCGACAGUCUCUACCUAGAAAACAGCUUUUAGGAAAUUGAUCGAUCAAAAUUUCUUAUAUAC
Messenger RNA from Pyricularia oryzae 70-15, 946 nucleotides. RefSeq lists its product as uncharacterized. The transcript has 2 exons. The record is from RefSeq and is a predicted model, not a curated record. Lineage: Eukaryota; Fungi; Ascomycota; Sordariomycetes; Magnaporthales; Pyriculariaceae. The coding region runs from base 114 to 650 and encodes 178 amino acids.